Lactuca sativa (garden lettuce) is the source of this 2321-nucleotide messenger RNA. Its product is annotated as phenylacetaldehyde reductase. The record is from RefSeq and is a predicted model, not a curated record. Gene Ontology annotation, molecular function: oxidoreductase activity, acting on the CH-OH group of donors, NAD or NADP as acceptor. NCBI's taxonomy places the organism in Eukaryota, Viridiplantae, Streptophyta, Magnoliopsida, Asterales, Asteraceae.
GGCACUUUCCAUUGAUUCUCCUAUAUAUACCAAUUGAUUCUCCAAUAUACAAAAUUACAAAGUGUCCCUCUCUUCGUAGUCCAACAAACUCCCCGGUUUCAGAGAGAUGAUCGGAGAAGGUAAGGUAGUCUGUGUUACAGGAGCUUCGGGAUUCAUAGCUUCAUGGCUCGUCAAGCUCUUGCUUCAGCGUGGCUACACUGUUCAUGCUACUGUCCGAUCCCUUGAUGAUCCUAAAAAGACAAAACACCUACUGGAUUUUGAUGGAGCUAUGGAAAGGCUUUCUUUGUUUGAAGCUAGCUUGCUUGAAGAAGGAUCUUUCGAAUCUGCUGUUAAUGGUUGUCAAUGUGUCUUCCAUACAGCAUCACCUAUUAUGUUUCCAGUUUCUGGCCAACAGGCACAAUUGCUAGAACCUGCAGUGAAGGGGACACUUAAUGUCCUUAAAUCAUCUGCAAAAGUUCCAUCUCUCAAAAGAGUGGUCUUGACAUCUUCCAUAGCUGCAGUUCUAUUUGGUGCAAAACCUCCUGAGUUUGGUGCUGUGGCGGAUGAAACCUGGUUUUCAGAUCCUGAAACUUGUGAACAAAGAGAGUUAUGGUAUCCCCUUUCGAAGACACUGGCUGAGAAUGCUGCAGUAGAAUUUGCUAAAAAUAAAGGUCUCGAGUUGGUGGUUAUAAAUCCCGGGUUUGUCAUCGGCCCUAUUUUACAACCAACUCUCAACAUCUCUUCUGAGGGCUUUAUCGGUUUAAUUGAAACUGGAACGGAAUUUCUCCCAUAUGAUUAUCAACUUGUUGAUGUGAGAGAUGUUGCUAAUGCUCAUAUUUUAGCAUUUGAGAACCCCCAAGCAAAUGGAAGAUACAUUAUGGCUGCAGAUGUAUAUCACUCUUCAGAUAUCAUGAAGAUCAUAAACCAAAACUAUCCCGCUUUUGACUAUUCUGAAAGGUAUAAAGACAGCAAGUAUGUUGGGACACCAAAUUACUUUGUAUCGAGAACAAAGGCAGAAAGUUUAGGCGUUAAGUUUACUACAGUUGAGGAAAGCAUCAAGGACACUGUUGAAAGCCUAAAAGAGAAGAAGUUUCUAAGCGUUAAUGAUUUUGAAUAUGAUUUUUUAGGAUUCUCCUAUAUACAAAUUUACAAAACGUCACGCUCUUCAUCUGCUCAAGUGUCGGACAAACUCCUCGGUUUCAGAGAGAUGAUCGGAGAAGGGAAGGUGGUCUGUGUCACAGGUGCAUCGGGAUUCAUAGCUUCAUGGCUCGUCAAGUUCUUGCUUCAACGUGGCUACACUGUUCAUGCUACUGUCCGAUCCCUCGAUGAUCCAAAGAAGACAAAACACCUACUUGAUUUUGAUGGAGCUAAGGAAAGGCUUUCUUUGUUUGAAGCUAGCUUGCUUGAAGAAGGAUCUUACGAAUCUGCUGUUAAUGGUUGUCAAUGUGUCUUCCAUACAGCGUCACCUAUUAUGUUUCCAGUUUCUGGCCAACAGGCACAAUUGCUAGAUCCUGCAGUGAAGGGGACACUUAAUGUUCUUAAAUCUGCUGCAAAAGUUCCAUCUCUCAAAAGAGUGGUCUUAACAUCUUCCAUAGCUGCAGUUCUAUAUGGUGUAAAACCUCCAGACUUUGGUGCUGUGGUGGAUGAAACCUGGUUUUCAGAUCCUGAAACUUGUGAACAAAAAGAGUUAUGGUAUCCCCUUGCAAAGACCCUGGCUGAGAAUGCUGCAGUAGAAUUUUCUAAAAAGAAUGGUCUCGAGUUGGUGGUUAUAAAUCCCGGGUUUGUCAUCGGCCCUAUUUUACAACCAACUCUCAACAUCACUUCUGAGGGAUUUAUUCGUUUAAUUGAAACCGGAAAGGAAAUAUUCCCAGAUGGAAUUUAUAGACUUGUUGAUGUGAGAGAUGUUGCUAAUGCUCAUAUUUUAGCAUUUGAGAACCCCCAAGCAAAUGGAAGAUACUUAUUAGUAGCAAACAUAUAUCACUCUUCAGAUAUCAUGAAGAUCAUAAACCAAAACUAUCCUUCUCUUGACUAUUCUGAAAGGUAUAAAGAUAGCAAGUAUGUUGGGACACCACCUUUCUUUGUAUCGAGAACAAAGGCAGAAAGUUUAGGUGUUAAGUUUACUACAGCUGAGGAAAGCAUCAAGGACACUGUUGAAAGCCUAAAAGAGAAGAAGUUUCUAAGCUUCUAAAACACCUGAUGAUGUUUUCUAGAUUUGUUUGAAGUUACCAAAUGAACAAUGUAUUAUAUCGUGUCUACUGUUUUCAACUCUGUUAUAAAUAAAAAAUACAAUGAUCAUGUUACACAAAUUAUCAAAAUAAAACUGAACCACAUGGUUUGUCACA